AUGUGAACUAUGAUCUUUCAUUAGAACCCCCCUAGAAUUGAAGUCUUAACUUGUUUUAAACCAGAAGAAAUGGUGCCUUUACAAAAUCACACGUGAAAGAAAUCGCAACUAAAUAAAUCACGUCGUCCCAAAGAGGCAGUCCCCUCUUUUGUUAGGAUUAUUCAUUUUUGUGGAAUAAUUAUGACGGUCAAAAUGAUCUUUUAAUCAAUCACAUCUAGAGAGCAGCUGUAUAAUCAUCUAUCUAAACUAAACAAUGUCGACUUUCUUUAAAGAUGUGGCUCAAGAAUCUAGGAUUCAGCUUAAUUUGAGUUCUCAUGAUAAUAAGUUGAUUGAUUCUGGAAAUAACAAUGUUAAUAAUACGAUUGCAAAUGAUGGUGGUGGACAAGAUGAUACAAAUGAUACAUCAGAUGUAACUUCAGUAGAUUUGGAUUUAUCUAUAUCAAAUGAUACUAAAGAAGUAAAUCAUAAUGAAACUCAGGAGACUUCAUCGAUGAGAUCAAUGGCAAACAGUUCUGAAUCUAAACCAGAUGGAUUCAAUUAUAAAUGGAGUAAUCAUAGUUUACGUGAUUCCGAAGUCAUUGAUUCUUCAACACCAGCUAAAAUAAGAAUUCCAACUAAACAACCAUUCUUAUUUGGUAAUAGUAAGUUAAGUACUAAAUUAUUUUCUAAUAAGAUAUACUCUACAACUCCUAAAUCAAAUUCUGAUUUUAAAUCAACUCCAAGAAUUUCUUCUUCUCAAUCUACAGAUAUUGAUAAUCAAGAGGGGAAAGAAAAUACUAAAACUGAAUCAAUUGAUUAUGGUUAUACUUCAACUACUCUCAAACAAAUUGAAAGUAAGCAUGAUUUAAUAAAAGUUGCACCUGUUAAACAAAUUUCUCUGACUGUAAAAUCAGAUUUCAGGCCUAAUGAUUCUCUUUCUAAUUCAUUUUUUAAUAUUAUCACUGAAUUAGAAUCAAAGUGUACUAGUUACAAAUACCAAUUAACAAAAUCCAACCAAGUCAUAUCGGUAAAGGAAAAUGAAUUACAAGCAAUGCAAGGUAAAGUAACUACAGUUACUCAAAAACUAAAUUCACUAAACUCUAUCUUAAAUGAAUUUGCUCUGGAAUUAAAAGAAAUGAAGACUGAUAAAAGUGAAAGAUCAAAUUAUAUUGAAGAAAUAAAACUGGAUUUGGAAACCACCCAGAAAUCAGUUCAACAUUUAAAGGAAAGGUUAUCCAAAACAACAAAAUACUUAGAAUCGUAUAAAUUAAGAUCAAAUGGUUUUAAAUUAAAGUUUGAAAAACAGAACUUAUUGAUAAAAACUCUAGAAGCAUCUGUUGAUGAAUUAUCUGGUAAUUUGUCCGAAGAAAAAAUUAAAGUUUGUUCUUUAAAUAAUAAACUUAACGAAACAAGUGAAUUAUAUGCUAAACAAUUGAUAGAAAAACAAGACCAAUCGUUUAAUUUGUUGAAUGAUAAGAUUGAUAAAGAUUUAAAAGUUCAAAUAGUAGAAAAUCUGAAACAAGUUUCUUCACAUAUUGAAAAUGUAUUUGAUCAAUUUUCUAAAUCUUUCGAAACAAGUGUUCUUGGAAAAUUAGCAGCAGAAAGCAACCAAUUACAAACUCAAUUAAAGGAAUACACAACUUCCACUUUUGAAUCUAUUAACUUGAUUAAAAAUAGUAUACAAUCUAUUGAUGAAGUGUUUCCUAAUUCUAUUUCAGAUAUUUCAUCCAAUUUCAAAACUAUGUUGGAAACGGUUAAUAAUUUACAAGAUUCCUCUUUAAAAGAUAAAUUCGCAGCCAUAAAAAAGGAUGCUAAUUUUUCAACUUCAGAAUUAAAGCAAAUGUUAACUAGUUUAUCGGUGAAGUUAGAAGAGCAAUUGACUAAUAAUAAUCUGUGGAAUAGUUCAAUAUCUGAACUUUCUAAUCAAAUUAAAGUGUAUCAAGAUGAGAAGUUGAAAAUUACCCAAGAAUUGAAAGAUGCUGCGGUUAAGAUUCUAAAUUUUGAGAAAUUAUUUGAAACGCAAAAGUUACAAUCAUCAUCUAAAACUACUGAGAUCAAAAAUUUGAAAGCCAAUGUGAUUAAGCUUGAAAAAGAUUUAAAGCAAAAAGUACUGAAAUUAGAUGAGGUUAGUCAAACUGCCGAACAUGAAAAGCAAGAAUUAACUAAAAAUUUUAAAACCCUGAUUGCAUCACUUAAAGAAUUUCUUGCCAUUGCUAAUAAUGAAAAGAUUCAAAAUAUUUCUGAAAGAGAUACAUUAACUAAGAAAAUUAAAGAAUUAGAAAAGAUUAAAGCAGAUUAUGAAAUAUUAAAGCAAUCUAAAAGAGAGAUUAAGCAAAGUGCUACAGAGUUGGAAAUUUUAAAGAUGAAAACUAAGACUAAUGAAUCCAAUUAUCAAAGUGAAAUUGCAAAAAUUACAAAAAAGUAUGAAUCUUCUCAAAAGGAAUUAUUAAAGGUUAACAAUAAGCUUACAGAGAAAGGGGUCAUUGAAAGUUCAUUGAAUGAAAAGAUUGAUAAAUUGACCAAACAAUUUCAAACUGAACAAAAGAAUGAUUAUGACAAGAGAAUUCAUGAUGAUCAAAUUAGAAAUAUUGGGAAUUCAUUAAAGGAGUCAAAUAAGAAGUUUACUGUCAAGGAAGCAAAAUAUAAGAAUGAUAUUAUCGGUUUCAAAGAAAAGAUCAAGAUGUUAGAAAUAGAUAAUAAAUCUCAAUUAAAGGAGAAGGAAUCGUUACAGUCUAGUUUAUCAAAUUUAGAAAACCAAUUGAAAAAAUCCGAAAAUGAAAAAAAACUUUUGCAAACAAAUUUUGAAAGCAAGAUCAAGCAAUUGGAAUCUAGAUCAACGACAAAGAAACUUGAAGAGCCACUGAAUUCUGACAAAAAGAAAAGAAAAGUAUCUGCUAUUAAUAAUGAUAAUGAUACAUUUGAUGAAUUUUCAAUUGCAAAUGUUGAUGACUUUCCUUUAGUUCCAAGAAGGAAAACCAAAAAAUGAAAUUUAUAUUUACAAGGGGGGUAUGCUAAUG
Molecule: messenger RNA, 2996 nt
Organism: Scheffersomyces coipomensis
Lineage: Eukaryota; Fungi; Ascomycota; Pichiomycetes; Serinales; Debaryomycetaceae
Exons: 1
Coding region: 254-2965 (903 amino acids)
Source: RefSeq, a predicted model, not a curated record